Molecule: messenger RNA, 1011 nt
Organism: Scomber japonicus (chub mackerel)
Lineage: Eukaryota; Metazoa; Chordata; Actinopteri; Scombriformes; Scombridae
Gene: hmgcll1
Product: 3-hydroxymethyl-3-methylglutaryl-CoA lyase-like 1
Exons: 9
Coding region: 1-1011 (336 amino acids)
Biological process (GO): ketone body biosynthetic process; L-leucine catabolic process
Molecular function (GO): hydroxymethylglutaryl-CoA lyase activity
Source: RefSeq, a predicted model, not a curated record
AUGGGUAACGCACCCACAACAGUGAAGCAUUGCUUAAGCUAUGAGCAAGUCAUCCAGGACUACCCAUGGCUGAGACGCUGGCUGCCGGAGGAGAAGACCAUUACAGGACAUGAGUAUCCAGAGUUUGUUAAAAUAGUUGAAGUUGGGCCUAGAGAUGGACUUCAAAAUGAAAAGGAAAUUGUUCCGACAGGGGUGAAAAUCCAGCUGAUAGACAUGCUUUCAGGAACAGGCCUGCCUGUGAUCGAGGCCACCAGCUUUGUCUCUUCAAAGUGGGUACCGCAGAUGGCGGACCACACUGACGUGCUCAAAGGAAUCCAGAGAGCUCCUCAUGUUCAGUACCCGGUUUUGACACCUAACAUGCAGGGCUUCCAGGACGCUGUUGGAGCUGGGGCUACAGAAGUGGCAGUGUUUGGGUCAGCGUCUGAAAGUUUCAGUAAAAAAAAUAUUAACUGCUCUAUUGAUGAAAGCAUGUUGAGGUUUGAGGAAGUCAUUAGCGCUGCCAAAGAACGACAAAUUCCAGUCCGUGGAUAUGUUUCUUGUGCUCUUGGAUGCCCCCACGAGGGACACAUUGAACCUUCCAAAGUUGCUGAGGUGGCAAAGAGGUUAUAUGAUAUGGGCUGCUAUGAGAUCUCUCUUGGGGACACCAUCGGCGUUGGCACUCCAGGUUCCAUGUCUAAGAUGCUGCAGAGUGUGAUGAAGGAGGUUCCCACUAGCGCUCUCGCAGUUCACUGCCAUGACACCUACGGGCAAGCGCUGCCUAACAUCCUUACUGCACUUCAGAUGGGGGUCUCUGUGGUGGAUUCUGCAGUAGCUGGCCUGGGAGGGUGCCCAUACGCUCAGGGUUCAUCUGGCAAUGUUUCAACAGAGGAUGUACUCUACAUGCUCCAAGGCAUGGGCAUAGAAACUGGAGUGAACCUUGCCAAAGUUAUAGAGGUUGGUGACUUCAUCUGCAGUGCUUUAUGUCGCAAGACAAACUCCAGGGUUGCCCAGGCAAGUAGCAGGACACUGUGA